GAAAUUGCAAAUGACACAGGCGGCGUGAUGGGAAGUUCAAGCCAUAGCUUAAAUGGGCCUCAACAAAUUGUUCCCACAAGCCUGGUGAUGGAUGCUGCACAUCGCUGCAAUGGAGUUGAAACUUUCAAUCAACCUCAAACGUUGGCUGGAAUCAUGCAAUCACCAGGAAUGCUCCAAGGCUAUGCAUUCCCUUCUGACAAUAUCCAGAAUAAUGGGGACAAUAGUUCUAAUGUCUUCAUGCCCAACUCUGACUUGAAUGCCAACUUCUCUCGAGGAAAGAACAUCACUGAACAGGGAAGUGGAAGUACCAAUGCAGUGCAAAGCAGUGCAGGUGAUCCAGCUAUGAGUUGUUUUGCUGCAAUUUCACGCCAUGAUCACUGUGCCCGCGGUCCUUUUCCUUUUUGAUGCCGAAAGAAUUAUGUCCAAGCUGAAAGAGACAACACAAUCAUCCUCGUAACGGACGAAGAUGGUGGUGCUUUAAUUUGCCUAUAAUACUUUAGAACAUUUAUGUUGAUCAUAAGGCAUCUUUGAAAUUAGCUUCCAUAUAACACUUCUAUGCGACAAUGGAUCGUUUCAGAACUUUAUGAGUUUGUGUUUAGACCUUAAAUAACCAUGACA
Populus nigra (black poplar) is the source of this 618-nucleotide messenger RNA. RefSeq lists its product as uncharacterized. NCBI's taxonomy places the organism in Eukaryota, Viridiplantae, Streptophyta, Magnoliopsida, Malpighiales, Salicaceae. The record is from RefSeq and is a predicted model, not a curated record. Bases 28 to 405 code for a protein of 125 amino acids. The transcript has 3 exons.